Chara braunii is the source of this 2040-nucleotide messenger RNA. The record is from the annotation of a GenBank genome assembly. NCBI's taxonomy places the organism in Eukaryota, Viridiplantae, Streptophyta, Charophyceae, Charales, Characeae.
GUGAGGCUGCUUUCAAACAAUUGAAGCAUGCACUCAUGAAUCAUGAGGUUCUCAUGGUGCCCGAUCCUCAGAAGACUUUCAUUGUGACCACUGACACAAGCCAAUACGACAUUGGCGCAAUGCUGGAUCAGCAGGAUGGGAAGAAGUUGAGACUGAUUGAGUACAUGUGCAAGAAAAUGCCAUCAAAGAAACUGGCAAAGUCCACCUACGAAAGGGAACUCUAUGCUCUCUACAAGGCACUUGUCCAUUGGAGGCACUUUCUGUUGGGACGAUUUUUCUAUUUGAGAACUGACCAUCAGACCCUUAAAUGGAUCAAGACUCAACCUGCUCUUUCUGAUGCACUCAAGCGCUGGAUUAAGGUCAUAGAUCAGUAUGACUUAAAGCUGGAGUAUCUGAAGGGAGAGUACAACAAGGUUGCAGAUGCGUUGUCACGUAGGGCAAACUACCUAGGGGCGCUAGUUUCCGAAUUUGGCGUAUCUGAGGAAGUAAAUCAAUCGCUGGUGGGAACCUAUCAGGAAGACCCUGUCACGAUGGACAUCAUACGCAAACUGCAGGCGAAAGAUAAGGCCACGGAAGAUGAGUUUGUGAUGGUGGACGGGCUACUCUUUCUUGAUAAGGCCAAGUUUAAAAGAUUAGUUAUUCCAUCUAGGGAACGUUUGCGUAGUUUAUUUUUAGGGAAAUGUCAUGACGCAAUAGGACACUUUGGCUACAAGACGACAAGCGCUAAUCUGAUACAGCGAUUCUGGUGGCCCGGUACGCUAGAUGAUGCAAAGAAAUAUGUGGAGACGUGUCAGGUCCGUCAGCGGGACAAGCCGCGAACUCAAGCACCGCUUGGGUUGCUGAAGCCCUUACCUAUCCCCACUGGUCCGGGACAGAGUGUUUCCAUGGAUUUCAUGGACACCCUGGUGACCAGUAGGAGUGGCAAGAGGAACAUCUUUGUCAUCAUAGACCGAUUCACCAAGUACGCUAGACUAAUUGCCAUGUCAGAGACAACAAGGACUGAACACGUCAUCAAGUUGUUUAUGGACAACUGGGCCCAGACAUUGGAAGAAUUCGUACGGUCCGUGUAUAACAGGUGGCAUGACCCGCAAGGGGCUCGAAAGGCCACCGAUGCUAUCAACAAUCUUUGUGCCCGUAGGUUCAAGGAUGUUAGAGAGCUCACGGAUACCGUAGAGCGACUACUCGUGGUACCUGGUGUGCGCUUUGACCAGCAGGUUCUCCUGACGGAUUACCUAAGGUGCCUACCUGCAGAGGUAAGGACCAAGCUGGUUGAUGAAGCCUAUGUCGAACAACACACCUUCGCUUCUUUUAGUAAGAACGCUCUGGAUAUAGAGGCAAAGUUGGGAUCUGCGCAUAAGGCAUCUCAUGAUGGUAGGAAGAGACUACCCCAAGACUGGAAGAAGAAGGGUCAGUUAAUGUUCGUUGACCACGAUGGUCAUACGACUGAGAUUGACGAUUUCCCAGACCUUGGGGAGUUGACAGAGCAGGAUGGGGCUAGUGAGACUUCAGAUGGUGGAGUCGUGGCACCCAUCAAAGAAAAGGCUAGGGGGACCGGGAAGAAGAAGGUAGGACGGUCCACGGGUCAGGGAGACCAAGGGACACCCGCAUGGGUAAAGCUUGGUUUGGAUUACGAGGUGUGGAGAGACCGAGUUGCCAGGGGCACAUGCAUGAACAGUGGCAACUAUGGCCACACGUCCAAGACUUGCCGCGGCAAGAAGGUCACCACGAAGGUAGCCUCACCAACGGUGGUGGGCUUAUCUUCAAAUCCUGGGAGUGCUUCUGCGAGCAGCUCACAGGGAAACACCUCGGGCCAAUAGGAGUGUUAGCUGCUCUUACUCGUGCUGAAGUGGUAACGUUGCCUUCCCCACUUCAGGCGUUGGCCAAGGCUAGUGACCCACGCAUCGCCCCGCAGACACAUUCAGACCCAACGACGCUCUGUUCGAGAGAUGUGUCUGAGGCCCUAGAAGAGUUAGAGACUGAGUGGUCAGGAAAGGACCCCAGGGACUCUUGGGCGAUGAUCAGUAAAGGUCCAAGGGGUGA